GGUACUAACUGUAACAUAUUUCAGGACUGGCUGAAGAGUCUCUCUGUAUGUCUGGCACUGGUCCAAACAGCAGUAUCUCAGCCUCACAACCAAUUGUAUCGUGGCAAGGUGGGGCUUUGUGUCAGUCAGGUACUAACUGUAACAUGUUUCAGGACUGGCUGAAGAGUCUCUCUGUAUGUCUGGCACUGGUCCAAACAGCAGUAUCUCAGCCUCACAACCAAUUGUAUCGUGGCAAGAUGGGGCUUUGUGUCAGUCAGGUACUAACUGUAACAUGUUUCAGGACUGGCUGAAGAGUCUCUCUGUAUGUCUGGCACUGGUCCAAACAGCAGUAUCUCAGCCUCCCAACCAAUUGUAUCGUGGCAAGGUGGGGCUUUGUGUCAGUCAGGUAAUCAAGGUGUUGACUCUCUUCCGCUCUCUACUUUGCAGUCCACCUUGUAGAUGUUGUAUGGCCCAACAGCAGACUGUGUGGUACCUAAGCGAGAGGCUGCGUUGGUGUGUCUCAGAGCUCCGCCGGGUGCUGAGUGGUGCUGGCACGGAGCAGGAUCGGGACGGUGCAGGAUCUGUUUCAUUCCUGCGCCAGGUGGACCACGCCCUGCAGCAGUUGAACCAUUCAGACCUGGAGGGCUGGAAACAGAUAGUAGAUGACAUGGUGUGCCAGGCCAUCUCAGUCGCCAAGAUAGCGUCAUCAAUUGACUACAAUGAGAUCACAUCAGUCUGCCACAGGUUAUUGGACGAGAGCAAUCAGCUGGCAUGUGAGAGUGAUCAGCGGCAGGUGACUUUGCUGAAAGACUCACUGGCUGCCUGUCUGUCCAGUCUAGAGCAGAGAGUUAAUAUUGCUGUGCUCAGGCUUUUUCUGCAGGUGUUCUCAGAGCCUAAUGGGCCGGUGAAACGACUAGUGCAUUGUUGUGGCCAGGCAUUACACACACAGAGAAGAACAGACCUGGAUUCCUUGGUCGCCGAGUUGGAUGCUCAUAUCGAACGGAUCAUCCUUGUCGGCCAGUUUGCGGUCAGCUGCUGUGAGGAUAAAGGAAAGGUAGCAGCAAUGAGGUGUUGCAUGGCCAGUUUGGAGUCUGUAGACAAUUACUUGGUGCCUGCAAUCACUGCCUUCUACCUCACCCCAGACUGUGUCAACAAAAGAGCCUUUGUCAAGUUCCUCUGCGACCACUGGCAACAUCAGUUGACAUCUCUACAAUCCCAUUUGGAUAGUAUUAUUGACUCGUAUGCAUUUUCUCAGGUUGUGCAAGACAGCAUGGAAGUGCUGAGCAAAAAUCUGAAUGGAGAGAGUGAUGCAGUGUUGGAGGCCAGCCAGGUAAUAGUCAGACAUGGAUGGCUGUUGUAUAAACACUUAUCGAGAUCUAGUGAUGUGUCUGUGGCUUCUGAUGUCUUGGAUGAACUGAAGAAAGGAGUUCCAUUUUCAUUCAAGAGAUGUUACAUUCAAACUAAACUAGCUGACCCAGCAAUGCACGUCCCAUUCUGCGAUCCAUUUAUAAAGGUGAGUGGAAGGGAAUGAGCUAUUUCAUGAUUGUCUGAGUUCAACCAUUCAGCGAUUAACUCUUUGACAUGUUACUUAUUUUACCUCCUUCUGCACAACUUACUUUGCCAAAUUUGGCUGGAUUCGGUUAUUUGUUCCUAAAAUAUGAUAUUAUUUAUCGCAUGUUGUGUAUUACUUUUGAUAUUAAAUGUUUACUAUUUUUUCAGGUAAUAUCAUACACAGUCUUUUUUCACUGAAUUGUAAAUUCUCUCUUGCUGUUUAUAAUCUUAAAAAUAUUGCAUGUCAUAGUAGGUACAGACAGGUCAAGAUUUAUUUCCUAGGAAUAAGAUCAUCAUUUUGAUCUAUAUUCAUUGCAACUCUACCUAAUAAUUCAAGAAUAGCAGCUUUGAUUUAUCAACAUUUUGAUCUAAUCCUAAGUCUAAAUUUUAGACCUCUUUCAAGGGAAGAUUAUUUCAAACUCGUAUACUCUAUAUUUACCUUAUGUUACCUCAAGCGUUAUUGCACAGACUGAUACAAAGCAGCACAAUUGCUAGA
This is a messenger RNA of Homalodisca vitripennis (glassy-winged sharpshooter), 2026 nucleotides long. Its product is annotated as serendipity locus protein alpha-like. Lineage: Eukaryota; Metazoa; Arthropoda; Insecta; Hemiptera; Cicadellidae. Gene Ontology annotation, molecular function: beta-catenin binding; actin filament binding. The record is from RefSeq and is a predicted model, not a curated record. Gene Ontology annotation, cellular component: membrane; cytoplasm; catenin complex. Gene Ontology annotation, biological process: cell migration; cell-cell adhesion; cellularization. The transcript is spliced from 7 exons. Bases 176 to 1510 code for a protein of 444 amino acids.